Molecule: messenger RNA, 1793 nt
Organism: Verruconis gallopava
Lineage: Eukaryota; Fungi; Ascomycota; Dothideomycetes; Venturiales; Sympoventuriaceae
Exons: 7
Coding region: 87-1310 (407 amino acids)
Source: RefSeq, a predicted model, not a curated record
CGCACAGACAAUUCGAUACUGAUGACUUUUGAAUAAAAGCGGCAAAGUCAGACGAGUAAGGGCAAAGUUAAAUUUACAAAAUAAGAAUGCCACGAAGAUCACUUAGGUUGUCGGACGUUGGGGCAGCUCGCAGCUCUUCCAAGCGCCCCAAGUCCUCAGACGGCACUUCGAAGAGUAAGCGAGUAAAGCAGCAAAAUGUCUCUAAAGAUGCAGAAGAAGAAGUUUCAGACAACCUGGAAGACAUUUCAGGCACUGAGGAGGAUGAAAAAGAAUCUGGAUACGAAGAUUCGACAGGCCCAGAUGAGUCCGAGGAAGAGUCGGAACAGGAGUCCUCUGAAGGCGAGCCAAUUACGAGAAGGUCUGGAAGUGGUGCCAAACGCAGUUUCUCUAGAAAAGCUUCCGCUUCUGCCGGUGGGAAAGGGAGGCCUAAAGCCGAAAAGGAAAUCUGGCGGCCUGGAGUGAAAACUGGAAUGGGGCCUGGAACCCAGGUCGUAUUCAAGAAGCCGAGAGCGAGAUCACCAGGCGACACUCCGUACACUGAUGAGACUAUACACCCUAACACCAUGCUGUUCUUGAAGGAGUUGGCUGCGAACAACAGUCGCCAGUGGCUUAAAAUGCACGAUCCCGACUAUCGUGCUUCGUGGAAAGACUUUGAGACUUUCCUGGAAGCUCUUACGCAGGGUAUCAUUACGGUAGAUGACACCGUGCCAGAGCUGCCAAUCAAAGAUAUUAUUUUUCGAAUAUACAGAGACGUCCGAUUCAGUAAAGAUCAGACUCCUUAUAAGACUCAUUUUUCGGCCGCGUGGUCCCGCACUGGACGCAAAGGCCCGUACGCUGUCUAUUACCUACAAAUCAAGCCAGACGGUGGCAGCCUGGUUGGAGGGGGUUUGUGGAUGCCAGAAGCAGCAGCAUUAACUGCGCUUCGUCAGGACAUCGACAGGCGACCAGAACGAAUCAAAUCCGUGCUUUCUUCCGCUGGCAUUCGUAAAGAGUUUCUCGGUGGCGUCGCGAAGGAUGAAGCGAAGGUCGUCAAAAGGUUCGUGAAUGAGCAUGCGGAGACCAGUCUGAAGACGAAGCCAAAGGGAUUCGAUCCUGAUCACAAAGAUAUUGAACUUCUCCGGCUUAAAAACUUUACGCUUCAUCGGAAGCUUCGCGACGAGGAUGUGGUGAGUCCCAAUGCAGUCGAGAUCAUCGUGGACCUGAUUUCGCACCUUGUACCAUUCGUAACUUACCUCAACGAUGUCGUAAGGCCUGACCAGCCAAGCGAUGGCGAAGAAGAGGAGCCUAGUGACGAUGAAGACGAUGAUUGAUCACAUUUCUUGACUCGAAGGUGCGAUUUUGCCUGGCGGAAAAGCCACGUCGCUGGCUCACUUAGUGACUCUGGGAUGGGCGUGAUGGCGAAUCGUUCUCGGUGUGUAGUAUGAGAGUGUCUGCUCAACAAUAGAAAAACAGCACAGGAUUGCAUGAAAGCCAUGGUCUUGUGCAUUGUAUGCAAUGCAAACCUACGUGGCACUCAUACAGAGGAGACGGAGCCACAGGACGGUGAGCGGAUCGACUUCCUGAUUGGACGGACGUUGGAAACUAGUCCACACGCAAUCCCGGCUCUGCAGCGGCCAGACGGGAAGGGCCAUGCCGGAACGCAUACACUUUCAGUCAGGUGACCGCGCCAAGUGGAGCCCCGUUAUAAGGGGGGUUUGCCGCGCGCCGUGCGUAUUGGCAUCUUCUCCCCAAGCGCGGGAAACCAGCCGUCUUAGCGCAAAGCCACGUCCCAGGCUUCUGCAGCAGCCUUGGCC